AUGUUCCGUCCAUCUCUGCGCCAGGCUCAUUUGGGGUUGAAUCCUUGUAAAUUAUUGGCUCGUGUUGCUGUGCCAGUUCGGCAUGCGUCCCAGCGCCGAAACGUUGAUAAAAUUGAAUGGAAAUGGUUUCUAUUAGUGGCUGCCUUUGGUACAAUGGUGUAUGUGAACGUCAUGCAGCGGAUCCAGGAACAGGACCAUUCCAAGAACCUUGAGAAAUACAAAAAGACCUUCACUGAAGACGAAUGGAAUAAGUAUAUAUCUGAGAUCCAGAAGAAGCAUUUAACGUUGGAGAAAGGUGAAGAGUGUUAUCUACUGCCAGUGACGAAUGGGAAUAGUAAGGACUCUAAGGUAGUUAAGCAAAUAGUGGAGAAGCUAGGUGCCAAAGUCAUCGAUCUGAAUGAGCUCGUGGAGAGACAACUAGAGGGGGGCAAGUAUCAUAUUCUUUUAAAGGAAAAUUUGGAAACCCAUGAUCCAAAGGCCAAUGGGUUUGCAUAUUCCUUCACGUAUCGGUUGAAACCUGGGAUCUUCACCCAGUUGGUAAGCGACGAGAUCAAGAAGGAGAAGGACGCCGACCCUGGUGCUGGCAGAUUCCUACUUUUGAACUACCCGCCAAACAUCAAGGAGGCCAUCAAAUUCGAACAGAAUGUUUGUAGCAGGGACACCCUGCUCGUGUUGAAGGAAGAGGAGGAUAACAAUGUUGUCGAGUACUUUGAGACUGUGGACAAGAUCAAGCAUGUCAAGGACUUACCGAAACUGGAUCCUUUGGAAAUCAGUCAUGUAGCUAAACCUGCUCCUCUCUUAGAGACACCGCAAUUGAAAAUGUUGGCAGAUACCCAACCAUCCCAGGAUGCUCCUGCAAUUGAAAAGGCGCAGUGGCAGUUGAGACAACUUGGACAGCCAAUCAGACAGUAUGGCGAAUCCGACGAGGAUGUUAUAACGAGACUCAAGUCGUUGAAAUAA
Molecule: messenger RNA, 960 nt
Organism: Pichia kudriavzevii
Lineage: Eukaryota; Fungi; Ascomycota; Pichiomycetes; Pichiales; Pichiaceae
Exons: 1
Coding region: 1-960 (319 amino acids)
Source: RefSeq, a predicted model, not a curated record